Volvox carteri f. nagariensis is the source of this 378-nucleotide messenger RNA. RefSeq lists its product as uncharacterized. The transcript is spliced from 4 exons. The record is from RefSeq and is a predicted model, not a curated record. Bases 1 to 378 code for a protein of 125 amino acids. Lineage: Eukaryota; Viridiplantae; Chlorophyta; Chlorophyceae; Chlamydomonadales; Volvocaceae.
AUGGAUUUGAUUGGCCGGGUCAGCAUCUUCAACGGCCGCAGGGGAAAUAGCCAGCACGGCCUGUCCCAGUUGGAAAAGGUGGGCCUGGGGCCUUUCGGGGCCUGGGGCCAAGCCCGGGUUCGGGGGAAGGGCAAAGGUGAAUAUGCAGCUGCACGCCCACAGCGGCGAGCAUCCAACACCUGCCUCCCCAACCAAGCCUCACACACCAGCACCAGCUCAGAUGCACGGCGAGCUCAGACGCGACUCAGCUCGAAGGUUUUCAUCUGCGCAUUUACCGACAAAGCAGUCGCCGACUUUGUGACCUCCGGCACUGGCCGCGUCUGGCCAACACAACUACGCGUGGUCUGCCCGCUGGGGGGUUGUUCAGCAGGCAACUAA